This is a messenger RNA of Lichtheimia ornata, 1554 nucleotides long. RefSeq lists its product as uncharacterized. Gene Ontology annotation, biological process: signal transduction; regulation of small GTPase mediated signal transduction. Gene Ontology annotation, molecular function: GTPase activator activity. The record is from RefSeq and is a predicted model, not a curated record. Gene Ontology annotation, cellular component: cytoplasm. Lineage: Eukaryota; Fungi; Mucoromycota; Mucoromycetes; Mucorales; Lichtheimiaceae. The transcript is spliced from 4 exons. The coding region runs from base 1 to 1554 and encodes 517 amino acids.
AUGAUGGCAGACCAUGCAUUACGUUUCGAGCCUCCUGCUGUUGCCUUUGUAGAUACCACCAAAGGUUUUGGCUUUUUGAAUCCAGCUCAUUUGCGAAAAAGUAUAAAGCGCACCAAGGUGUCAUCGGAUGAUUCACCAUCCUUAAUUCAACGUACUCGAACUCCCACCAGCAACCAUGGCAACGUGGAUAAUGGAACAUCCUCACCAACACGAUUUGGCACAACAUUAUUAAGACGUGCAUUGAGUACCACAACACGUCGUAGUCAUAGUGGCAAUGAUACUAGUACUACUACAACAGCUGCAGCUGCCAAUCGAGCUAGGGAUCGUUAUCAACGGAAACAAAAGCACAGAUCAUCCAUGGUUGAUGAUGGUGGUGUUAUGCAUGAUACUACUUCCAUUAAGGAAUCUCCUAUUCCUCCUCGUCCUCAAUCAACCCUCUUAAUGAGCUCUCAUCAGCAUCAACACCAACAGCGUCAAGUGGCACUUGCUCAAGUAUCCAUGGAGGAGGAUGAAGUAUUACGACGCACUGCAGCGGCAGUGAUCGACCGCCAUGUUGGACAAUACAUGCGGGUGGGCGACCUGGUGUCACUCUUUAGCGGCAAAAGAAGCGGUUCAUUGUGGGACAAGGUCAAACUGCAUUUUCGAAAUAGUAACAACCUUGGACGAUCGGCAUCUUUGUCUAAUGAACACGCUCAUCAACGACGUGUUUUUGGUCAACCCCUGGAUAAUGUGGAUUGGGGAAUGGCAAACAAUGAUGGUGGGAACGACACAACGACACGUGGUGACGCCAUAGGAUACAUGAUGACCCAUCACCCGAUCAUGGCUGCUUGUUUCUCAAAAAGUGCAGCUAUUCCACCGAUCAUGCAGAACUGCAUUUUGGCUUUACUCCAACAAGAUCUCACCGUCGAAGGCAUCUUUCGCAAGAAUGGUAACAUUCGUGAUCUCAGAGACAUGUGCAACAAGAUCGAUCAUGAUGAGCCAUACAUACAACGUUUAUUUCACGACACUUCAGCUAUUCAACUUGCAGCUAUACUCAAAAGAUACUUGCGUGAUCUUCCAGAGCCAUUGCUUACCUAUAAACUUCAUUCUUUGUUUGUUGCAAGUCUCCGAAUGCCUACUGAAAAGGAGACCAAAACAGUUCUUCAUCUUGCUUGCUGCAUGCUACCCAAACCAAACCGUGAUUUAUUGCAAUUGCUAUGUCUUUUCUGGAACCAAGUCGCGUCACUUCACUCCAAAAACAAAAUGACAGCUCAAAAUCUUGCUCUUGUGUUGACACCAAGUUUGCUUGUUGCUCCACCCUCAGCAACAACAUCGCCUCAUCAAAGUAUAGCAGCAGCAGCGGGCUUGCAAGAAAUCGAAGUCGUUCGUUUGCUGAUACAAUACCAACCCGAGUUUAUCACGAUACCCAGUGAAUUAUUGCUGUCACCCCUACUUCAAGAAGAUGUCGGAUCUCCUCCGAGCCCCACAACACGUUCCUAUGCAUCUCUUUUAAGAAAACGCACCAUGUCAGCCAUUACUCUCGCAUCCUUCAUCGAUCCACAAUCGGCACGGUAG